This is a messenger RNA of Trichoplusia ni (cabbage looper), 3585 nucleotides long. RefSeq names its product ommochrome-binding protein-like. The record is from RefSeq and is a predicted model, not a curated record. Lineage: Eukaryota; Metazoa; Arthropoda; Insecta; Lepidoptera; Noctuidae. The coding region runs from base 1810 to 2742 and encodes 310 amino acids. The transcript has a single exon.
ACACAAUUAGACAAUAAUUAAACUAUAGUUUUAUUAAGAAAUAAUAUAAUACCGGUCAAGAACGACUCAGAGGGUUCCGUACAAAUUAAUAAUCUAAAGAAAAUCAGAAGUAGGUUGGGUAGCCAAACAUUAUUUUAUGUCUGUCAAAUUAUUGAACAUAAUUAGUAAGACAUGUCGAUCUUUAUUUUUAGUGUUUGUUACGACAACAGAAAUACACCAUCUGUAAAAAUGUCUAUAAUGUUCAUGAAAUACGGACUAGUGUCAAACGGACAGACAUUGAUGCUCUAGUAAGUAAUAGGGCGUUGUUUAUAAUCCUUGAGCUAUAGAGUCCGCAGUUUUCCCAGCAAGGAGUCCGUAGUUUCCCUUAAAGAAAAUAAAAAAAAACCCGGAUAAAAAAUCACAGAUUAAUGAUUUAAAAGCUUUUUAUAAUAUGCAGUAUUUUUUCUAUCACUAACGUUGAGGUGUUAAAUUAUACUGAAAACACAUUGUUACGUAUUAAAUAUAAACAUGUUAAAUAAGUAUUAUGAACGUGAUUCCAUAAUCCGACAUGUGCUAUAUUAGAUUAGAUGACCAAAUCGCACAUGCCCCUGAAAGCAUAUUGUAACUAGCACAAGGCUUCCUCAACCGAGUACCGAAAUAAAUCUUAUUUAUUUUGUAACUGACUUUUCACUCUCUUUGAAGUUCUAGUAGCUAUAUUCUUAGAAAAAAAAUGACAAGUUUACUGAAGCAUCGAGAGGAACAUUUAGUUUUUCAUCUGUUUUAAUAAAAAAAAAUGGGAUAUGUCUUAGAUAAUUAUGAUGAUAGAAGUGGAGUCACACGUCACAUUGUAAAUCAGUUUCUUUACUCCCUAUCUGCAAGGGUCUUAUCGUAAAACAUAGUGGAAAUUCCCUUUCUCUUUUGGGGGCCUAAAGGAACUAUGAAUUAUUUGUUUUAUUUUAUUUUCUUUUUGAGAAAAAGGAAUUGUAACAUUGUACAGUUUGUAGGUUUAGGAUCCAUCUGAUGAAAAGCUUAUCUAUCAUUUAUAUGAACAGCUGAAUUCUAAGAGCAGGAGUUUGAAUUCUUUUGAUAUUUUGUCCUGUAUGUAAAUUGUACAAAGAAAUAAAAUAUCACCAGUAGGUAUCGCAUAUUAGCAAUAUUAAUACGCAGUGGCAUUGGCAAUCACGGUAAUUUAAAGCAAACAAUAAGUGCGUUAAAACAAAUAGCUGUCGUGACUUACCUUCGGAGGAAAUAUUUCAUGCUUCACAUUUUAGAACUAACUCCAAGGUUGACUAACAAAUCCAACAAAUUGUUUACAGUUGUAAACGCCGUUGAUCUAAUUAAACCGUCCACCUCUUCAAAGGCUGAAUUUGUGUGUAGAAAAUUAUUUCAAACCUUAAUUUUAGGUUGAUACAGUUGAGUUUGCAGUGUUAAUUGGAUCCCGAAUUUCAGUUCGGUGGCUUAGGACUGACGUCACUCGAGCCACCCACAGUGGAAUGGGCAGGAGGGCGCCGGGCACCAUUCCCGCUCUACAUUUAUUUUAUAGUCUAGACUGCUUGUGAUAUUAGUGCUCUUUUAAAACAAUUUGAAGCUAAUAAGCUUACUAAUAAUACGGAAAAGGUUCUUAGUUCACUUCAAAGGCUAAUCAAUAAUUAAAUAGCAAUUUGUUAAAAACGUAAUUAAACAAUUAUAAUUAUAAAUAAAUAAUUAUACGUACCUAUUUUUAUCAUCGAGGUCAAUAUAGACCAACAUCCACACAAAACAGAGAUUUAUGUGUAAUAUCAUGUAUCAAUUAACUAGUUCAUUAUCAAGCAGUAUGAAAUUUCAUUGAUUAUGUCUAAUUCACCAGUACUGUGGGUGUUCACUUCUGCGUUGGCCGUCCCUCACUGGUUAGAGAUGAAGAUUCCAAUAAUAUUCAUAUUUGUUUAUAUUUCCAUCGUAACAUGUGGCAAAACAAAAGAAAAAACAACGGAAAAGCCAUCUGAACGGGGUUCUACAGUACCGUUGGUAUGCGAAGGUGUACACGUGCAUGGAAAACUGCAUAAGCGACAUGUCAUCAUGAACGGCAUCAACCGUCCGUAUCAGCUCGCCAUGUACAGCCACGGACACAAGAUAUUCUUCAGUUAUAACGUCGGAGACGACACCGAGGACACGUUUGGUAUUGGAUAUGUUAAGAUAAACGACACUAUGCCAACGGAAAUAAAGGGAGUAAAAAAUGGCUUUGCGGUCGCGGUACACGAACAUACCGCAUAUUUUGGAAGCCCCCACGGCAUCUAUUCUGAUAAUCUUACAAAAUCCGAUGACAUGAAGCAUAUUGUUAAAGGAUUUGACAUCUGGGACAUGUUCUUUCAUGAGAAUUUGUACUUUAUAUCGUAUCCGAAACAACGGUUGCAUAAGUACCACAUACAUCACAAAAACGUGACUCUCCAGGAACACAUACAUGAGAAAAUAUAUCAGUUUGUCAUAGACGGAGAUAAAGAUACAUUUAUAACUACUAGAGACGGCCUGUUCAUGAUCACGAGCGGCACAAAUCAUCGGAUUCCCUACGAAGGGCCUAAAGUGUUCAGAGCGUUAGAAGUAAAUCACAAAGGUGUAGCUCACUUUUGCGCUAAAAGUGCUAUUUAUAUUGCGCAUAAGAAAAAUCAUACACUGAUAGAAAUCGCCCGGAUAAAAAACAUUUUUGGUAUUACGUUCGAUAAAUCAGACAAUAUUAUUUAUUCAAAUCCCCAUGAAAUUGUUAAACUCUUGCCACAUGAUUGUAAGUAAUAUAAUUAGGGAAAGUGAGACGUGAACUGUCAUUUUGAAAUGUUAUAUUACAUGUCUCUUACAAUGAAAUAAGUUCGGUGGGUAUUGUAUUAUUAUUGUUUUACCCAAUCACGUCUGAACCGUUCGUAUUGUUACUCCAGGCAAAUGCAUGAGGUACUAGGCGAGCAGGAGCCAAGCAGAGUAUUUGUGACAGAAAAGGACAUUCCCGCAUCUAUCUCGUUUCCACGCUUAGAGGGAGGGUCGCACCCUCAUCCGCUUUUCCCCAACCCUCCUACGCCUCUGCGAGUGUGUGUGUUAUACACAAACUGAUUAACUCAUUCACGAUCUUGUGUUUUACUUUAAAGCAAUUUUGCCAGCUCAAUGAAAUAUGAAAGUUGAUAUUCGAUAACCGACGGUGACGCGAAAUGAAAAAAAUAUGUAUGAUGAAGCUAUAUCACAAUUUACGAAAGAAUUUUCGGAAAACUCUACGAAAAAUCCCUACAAAAUGCGUUGAUGUACAGUGCGCGUAUCUUAUAGUUUAUGCUUGCCUGGUACCACCGACGUCGUAUCUAUUGAACAGUCACCGAUAGUCGACGUCGAGCGUCGCUAUCGGCUAUGAAAUCAACGACACUACUAAUUUUAAAAAACGAAUACGUAUUGUUUUUAAAAUACCCAAGUUAAUGUUACAUGUCUGAUUAAAACAGCUUUGGAAUCUUUGGUCUCAUUUAUUCCGAAAUUUAAUAAAAUAAGUUAUUUUCUUAAACUUUAGUAUUUUCUUUAGUGAGAAACGUAAUUACGAAAGCUUACACUUAGUUUUAGUUUCCCAAUUAUGAUUAUGCAAAUAAAAGCAAAGUAAAAUUUAUU